Molecule: messenger RNA, 1143 nt
Organism: Ramularia collo-cygni
Lineage: Eukaryota; Fungi; Ascomycota; Dothideomycetes; Mycosphaerellales; Mycosphaerellaceae
Exons: 1
Coding region: 1-1143 (380 amino acids)
Molecular function (GO): protein binding
Source: RefSeq, a predicted model, not a curated record
AUGGGUCAAAAAAUGGCUACAGCUAUCGAAGAAAAUAACAUCCACGUCAUCAGAGAGAUGCUGGCCAACGGAUUUCCGAUCGCCUCGCCGCUUUCUGGCCCGAACUAUGAACCCCCAAAAUCGCCCAAAACGGCAUUUCGUCUGGCUGCGGACCUUGGGCGUGAAGAGGUAUUGCUAUGUAUCCUGGAGUACGAGUCGUCGCUUCAAGUUCUCGCUUCCGUUCCCAGCACUACACCUCUUGUGCUUGAUGUCCGAUGUAACGCCGUGUUACUCGAGGCUGGGGCGUCGGCCAAUCAAGGAGACCGUGGGCCAUGCAUGCUCGCUCAUUACAUUGCUCAGCCCUGCUUGGCUGGUGUUGCAUUGCUGCUCAAACAUAAUGUUCGGGUGACAACUUCGCAUCUGGACCAGGCCGGUCAAGAAACUUUGUCAAGUCCAAAUUCAUCCGUCCGCAGAGGGAUCUUCAAGUGCUUACUUUGGGGACCCGAAAACUGUGUGGCCAAAAACAUCGUCGAAGAAGUUCUCGCGUCAACGUGGCCCAAAGCACUCAAGCUUCAGCAAUAUGAACUGGUCGAGCUCUUGCUUGUCCGUGGGGCCAGACUGUAUCAGUCUGCGGGAUUUCAAUUCAACUGUGGCAUGAUUGAUGCAUCCAAUCGUGGCGACUAUCGAAUGGUGAAUCUCCUACUUCGCCAUGGAUUCGAUGUCAUAUCACACGCCGGCCUCUCCGCCAGUAGUCUAGCCGUUGGGAAUGGCUAUGAUCGACUAACGAGGCUUCUCGUCACGAGUGGGGUCGACGUCGGUCAUGCUGAAGGUACGUCGCUGUACACCGCGGUUAGCUCUGGCGACCUGCAAAUCGUUCAAAUCCUAUUGCAAAAACCCACGGCGGUCAGCAGGAGAUCCAGUCUCGGGCGAUGUGUUAGAAAUGCCUUAAACCUUGCAAGUUGGCGCCUCAUCUGUAGCGUAGACUCAAGCGCAUCUCAGGACAUAGAUAUGAGGCGAGAGAUGGUAUACCUCUUGGCCGAGACGAAUCGAGCGAGUCAGAGUGAUGUUUCCAAUUGGAAGCCACCACGGUGCUGGGUAGACGUCAUGUUACGUGGAUUCCAUCAAUGGCUUUUGAUGAAACAAGGUGUCCGCGAAGUGCUAUGA